Molecule: messenger RNA, 1904 nt
Organism: Carica papaya (papaya)
Lineage: Eukaryota; Viridiplantae; Streptophyta; Magnoliopsida; Brassicales; Caricaceae
Product: oxidoreductase, 2OG-Fe(II) oxygenase family protein
Biological process (GO): mRNA catabolic process
Molecular function (GO): demethylase activity; mRNA binding
Source: RefSeq, a predicted model, not a curated record
AAGCCCCUCCGUUUCAUCUGCAACCCAGCCCUUCGCUUUCACCAUCUUCCCUUCUCUCUCUCUCUCUCUCUCUCUCUUGCGAAAACUCCUGAUAGAUUCACCGAAAGUCCGGCCGGAAAGUGAUCAUAUACGACCAGAUAUCUCUGAGUAUCAGUCAAAGUAGCGAGAGUUGAAGCCGGGGAAAAGAGCAACAUUAGUAGUCUGUGGAGAGCUUUUGAAUUCGAUAGAUGCCGAUGGCGGCAGGGGCAGCAUCGCCGGCCGAUAAGGCGGCUCCGAAGGCGGUACCGAUGCAGGAGCCGGAGAUGGAAACGGAGGUGAAAGACGCGUUCGCCAAAGACGCGAUCAUCGCCUGGUUCCGCGGGGAGUUCGCGGCGGCCAACGCCAUUAUUGACGCUCUGUGCGGGCACCUGGCUUAUGUGGCGGGUGGAGCGAGUCCAGAGUACGAGCCGGUGUUCGCGGCGAUCCAUCGCAGGAGGCUCAACUGGAUUCCUAUCCUCCAGAUGCAGAAGUAUCACUCCAUUGCUGACGUGGCGGCUGAGCUGCGGAAGGUGGCCGCAAGAAAGACGGAGGAGCUCGAGGAAAUCAAGACGAAGAAAGAGAGCUGUCACGAGGAGACGAAAGCUUGUAUGGAUGUUGAAGAGGAGAAAUUCGCGGAGAAGUCGUCGGGAGAUGACGGAAAUGGUGUUGGAGAAGAAGUCGAGGAUGAUUCUCCAGCUAGUGAUAUUACUGAUUCAGGAUCUCAGGAAUUGCAACAUUCUAUUGAAAGUAUUGAAAUAUGCUCAGACCAUAAAGAUUGUAGUUCACGAAAUUCUCAAAUCAAGUUGACAAAAGGUUUUUCAGCUAAAGAACAAGUGAGAGGACAUAUGGUGAAUGUUGUGAAAGGACUAAAAUUGUAUGAAGACAUAUUUACAGAAUAUGAAAUAUUUAAAUUGACUGAUUUUGUGAAUGAAAUUCGGGUUGCCGGCCAGAACGGAGAACUUUUAGGUGAGACCUAUAUUUUGUUCAACAAGCAGGUCAAGGGAAACAGGAUUGAAUUGAUCCAAUUUGGGGUUCCAAUUUUUGGUCACAUAAAAGAUGAACCCUCUGGUGACAACCAAUCAAGUAAUAAUCUCGAGCCAAUUCCACCUCUUCUCGAAAGUGUCAUUGAUCACUUAGUGCAGUGGCAAUUAAUACCUGAAUAUAAAAAACCAAAUGGUUGUAUCAUUCACUUCUUUGAUGAGGAUGAAUAUUCACAACCUUUCCUAAAACCACCUCAUUUGGACCAGCCUAUCUCUACUCUCCUACUUUCCGAAUCAAGCAUGGCUUAUGGGCGCAUUCUUGUAAGUGAUGGUGAUGGAAACUACAAGGGACCACUCAUGCUUUCACUUAAAAAGGGGUCUCUGUUAGUAAUGAGGGGAAACAGUGCUGACAUGGCAAGACAUGUAAUGUGCCCAUCUCCAAGCAAAAGGGUCAGUAUCACAUUCUUCCGAGUUCGUCCUGAGUCUAUCCAACACCAGGCUCCACCAACUACUCCCCAGGCUGAUGCCAUGACUUUGUGGCAACCAGCCGUCCCAAGCCCCUAUCCAAUGCCAAAUGGAGCUCUCAAUGGCUACGAGUCCAUGAAUGGGAUGUCCAAAUGGGGAAUCCUUCGUGCCCCUGUGGUCAUGUUGACUCCAGUUCGUCCUGUGAUGCUGAACCCUAAAAGUCUCGAUCGGGGUGGAGCUGGCACCGGAGUCUUCUUGCCAUGGACAGUCGCUUCGAGGAAGCCUACCAAACAUCUUCCACCUCGUGCGCAAAGAGGACGUCUUCUUGCAUUACCUUCAUCAAGCAAAACACAUGUGGCAGAGUCCACAUCUGAGGCAGGUAUCAGCAUUGGAGGUUAGUGAGUAUUUGAAUUUAGCCUCUCAGGUAGUGCUGGGCCAAAA